This is a messenger RNA of Colletotrichum orchidophilum, 1791 nucleotides long. RefSeq lists its product as uncharacterized. NCBI's taxonomy places the organism in Eukaryota, Fungi, Ascomycota, Sordariomycetes, Glomerellales, Glomerellaceae. The record is from RefSeq and is a predicted model, not a curated record. Bases 1 to 1791 code for a protein of 596 amino acids. The transcript has a single exon.
AUGUGUCUUAUCCUGCAGCCCACCUCCCAAUGCAAGGUGUGUUUUCGGUUCACCCGAUUCGAAGACGUGAACCAGUUCUGCGCCAACAUCGCCUACGUCCCAGAUUCCGGCCUGGGCUCCUGCGGCGUACUCAAGCUGCAGAGAGUCCAACGCCUCACCGAUUACGUCUGCGAAGCCUGCCGCUGGUCGGCAGAACAGGAUGCAAAAGAUUUCUAUGAGUUCCUCUAUCCAUCACCGCAUAAGUACUUUGGCGAUUCGGGUCACGGCUUUGCUGAAGAGUUCUUGAGCCGUCUGAGUGCGCCUCCUCCCGGUUUACAACGUCCCUUUGAUCAAGACGUCAACGGAAUCGCUUACAGCUUGCCUCUUUUGGCCAUCAGCGUGAUGCCGCCGGGGCCGAGUUCUCUCCAGCCUGGAGCGUCAAUUGCUACGACGCACCUGAACCACCGUCCUACUAGAGCGCAGCCGACGAGAUCAAGGUACGAGUUUCAUUCUUCUUCGAGCAGUGAGUCUGAAGAAUCUCCUGGAAGGGAUAGCCAACGCCUUCAUUGGGCCAACAUAGCAAACCUCAUGAGCAGCAAGAAACAGCCACCACCCCUGAACAUCCUCGGAGACCCGAGCCAAGACCACCCAGAGACUCCUCAAUCCGCCGCCCAGCUUCGCAUUGAAUCGCCUUGGGGCGCCAGGGUCGUGAGCAACCCCGAAGAAGACCCCUGGUGGUACCCCGAGAUCUGGGGUCCUGCAAAGGACCUCCCCGACGACCUCGCCGAGGCUCUUGACCAGUACCCUCCUCAGAGUACCGUCCACGGGCACGAUAUCCACGUUUUUGACAGCAACAACAGUCCAGGCAAAUGGGAAGAAAACCUCACUGUCAUCAUCGUCACACCCCGGGGCAGGAAAGCCCGAGUGAUGUCUGGAGAGGUGUACGACGAGGGCGCGACGCUGGUGGGCCGUCGGAUGAUUGAGCGCGCUCGGUACGAGCACAUCUCGGACAAGGAAAGAGAGUACAUGAGCAAGGCGGGACGCAGCUGCUUCUUCCGCCCAUGUACGGUCGCGUCCUGUCCGCUCUCGCACGAGCGGGGACAGCACCAGCCCUGGCCGUCAAGGGGAGAAAACCUGCUUGAGUCUAUGGCAAGGGGACAUCGGAUGCGCAAGAAUUGGUGGUCGCGGACUGCUAUCCCUCGUCCGGUGACGCCGACCUCGAAUCCUCGCCAGUACUCGUCUCAUUCUCCUAUGCGUCGCCGACCGGCCCCGCUGGAUUUGACGAAAACCAAGGCAGUGAGAUUCAACAUUGCAGUAGAGGAUGCUGAGUCGGUUUGGUCGCGCGGAAACGCCACACCUCAUCCAGCCGGUCCUCAAGCAACUGUGUCUGAUGAAGAUGAAGACCUCGCAACACCUUGGUCAUCCGAACCUCUUUUCGCCCCGGAACCAAGAUCGAAAGGUGAUUUGACUGCGAUCCUCGAGUACGAGGGUAGAGUCGGCAGAAUACGUCCCAGGAACUACAAUUAUGACCCAGCCGGUGAGACGAAUGGAUCGCCGCGGCCACAUGUUCGUUCCACUGCCAGCCGCGAUCAGCAGACUGGGGCUGCCUCUAUUCACAGAGAAGUACGCAACGCUAGAAGGGCUGCGGCUCGGACAGCGAAUGAUGGCAUUGACACUUUACAUGUUCCAUCUGAAGCUCAGCGAAACGCUUCUUUGGAUUAUGACGACCAGGACUCCUGCUACGGUUUUACUACGCUGAGUAUUUCAGAUUUCGAUGAGGAUUGUAACAUCUACGAUCCUCCAUCCCGAUAG